This is a messenger RNA of Eimeria maxima, 2955 nucleotides long. Its product is annotated as TPR domain-containing protein, putative. The transcript is spliced from 11 exons. NCBI's taxonomy places the organism in Eukaryota, Apicomplexa, Conoidasida, Eucoccidiorida, Eimeriidae. The coding region runs from base 1 to 2955 and encodes 984 amino acids. The record is from RefSeq and is a predicted model, not a curated record. Gene Ontology annotation, molecular function: nucleotide binding; protein binding.
AUGGCAGGAAACGCAACUCAGUUCAGGGGUUCGGGAAUUGCAACAGUUGGGGGUGAAGCCCCGGUGGAGCAAUGCCCCCAGGAAAAGUUUUGUGUUGAACGGGAUUCUCCUUUGUGCGACUCUAUCAUGUGGAAGAUGCUAGACAACUACUACAAACAAGUGGCUAUUGAGGCAUGGGCUCACGACUAUGUUCCGUCCUUUGUGACGAGCAACAGUCGCCUGUGCCGAUCAUACGCAAAAAUAAUCAUAAACUUCCUACAGGACUGGUUUAGGCGGAAGGAAGCAGACCCAGAAAAACCCGUCAUUAUCCUGGAGAUAGGCGGAGGACAUGGGCGCUUCACAUUUCUGCUGCUACAGGCCCUGAAGCGGUACCAGAGACUCUUUGCAAGUUUAGGGCUCCCUGAGCGCCCCUUCAUCGUUGUGUUUUCAGAUGUGGCAGAGGCAAACGUGGAUUUUUGCUCCAAGCAUCCGGCACUGAAGACCUUUGUAGACAUGAAGUGGCUCGAUUUUGCUGUGUUCGACGGAAACAAGGACAAGACGGUCCAUCUGGUUGUCAGGAAUGAAGCACUAGUAAAUGGCUCGGCCCCAGUCAUUGCCAUUUGCAACUACGUUCUAGACUCUCUCCUUACAGAUUCCUGGAGGAUAACGCCAGGGGCAGCCGAGCAUGAAUUUGAGAGGGCACUUGUGUCCAUCUACUCGCCCUCAGAGGAGAAGGAGCUGGAUGCUCCAGAGAUAAUGCUGCGCAUGACCCUGGGUUGGAAGUGGUUGGGGGUGAACUUGGAGGAGGCCUGCGACCCUUCUAGUCCAGCAAAUAUUACCUAUUUAGAGCGGGAUCCCACAAUUAAAGAGGUUUUACUGCGCUACCGCCAGCUUAACAAGCAGCUUUCUUUUGUACUUCCAAUAGGAGCAUUUGCCCUUUUCCGUAACCUCAGGCACAUAGGGGGAGGUCGCCUGUUCUGUUUAGUUGGCGAUAAGGGGUACCCUACUGCGGAUGAGUUUGUGGGUCUGAGAGACCCUCACAUCGCUAUUCACGGCUCCAUCUCAUUCAUGCUCAACCUGCACGCCAUAAGGACCUUCUUCGAGUGCAUGGGCGGUUUCUCCCAUGCGACACCAUAUAGGGACACAUUCCAAGUGACGGGCCUGUGGCUCUGCGGCUCGGAGUUUGAAAUGGGGAGGAGCGUUGCGGCAUUCCUCGAAGAUGUUGAAGAUCUCGCACCCGAUGCGCUCAUCAACUGGCAACGAGCUGCCCAAGAAACUGUUGCAUGCGGCGGAGGACCUGCCAGCAGUAUCAAGUCUUUGAUUUCGCUACUUCGAUAUUCAGCACACGACGCAGAUGUGUUCUUGAACUUUUCCAACGAGUUCACGAGCCAGUGUGUUCACCCUUACCUCAAUCCACGGACGGAGCAAGACUUGAUCUCGGACUUGGAAAAAACCUUUUCUAAUUGGUACAGGCUGAAGAAAGGGGAAGAUGUUGCCGAUGUGUGCGGGCAUAUUUGCAUGCGACUCGGUAGAUGCGACAAAGCUCUCAAGUUUCUACAGGCAAGCGCGGACUUAGACCCCGAACGCACUCACCCGUCCACUUAUGUCAACCUCGCAAGUUGCUACAAAGUAGAGGGCAACUUCGAAGCUGGGAUCAAUUGCUGCAAAAAGGCGUUACAUAUCGAUCCCAACUAUGCCCAAGCUGUUCAGAUGAUGCGGACGUUGAACAUGUGCAGAAACCCAGUCCGUGUAGCCCUAAUUGGGCUUGGCUACUGGACCCAAUACGAGGCCCUUCCACUGCUCCGCCGUGACAACCGGAUGAAGAUCGUUGCAGCAUUUGCAUUCAAGCAGGAAGAAGCUGCUGCUCUGGUUAAAAAGACAGAGCUUCGGGAAGUUGAAGUGUACAGCGGUUCUCAAGGGCUAGCAGAUUUGCUAGAAAGGACGGAUAUUCAGGCGGUGGUCGCCGACGUGCACAUGCAGCUAAUGAUGUCUUUGCUGCCCCGAAUCUUCGCAAUGGGCAAGCACGUACUGACGCGCUCUCCCCUGCAGCUGAGCUUGUCCAAGGGGGCGGCCCUUCUUGAAGUCUAUAAACCAUAUAGUAAUUCGCUCGUUUGGCAUGCGGUUGAAAAUAACCGGCAAGAAGACGCCUUUGUUGAGGCCGCUGCCAAAGUUGCGGCCUUGGGGAGAGUGACAACUGUAUGUUUCAAGUGCGGAACAGACACGGCGCUCAAGCAGAAUUUCUCCACCUCUCCGUAUGACAUCAAGCAUCACUUGGCUUUGGACUUACUUCGCUGCGUGACAGCUGUGCGCCAGCUGACUGGCUUGCAGCUUAGCGCUGUCUCGGCAACUGCAAGGGGAGACUAUGCCCCCUGCUGCAGCCCAGGUACUUCCCCGCUGGAGCAAGGACAAAGCCCAAAGCAGGAAAAGUUGAAGAACACUCGGCUUCGCCGGGAAUUCGCGCGUCUAACCGGAUGGCUGACUUUAAAAAACCCCACCGGGGAGCAGAGCACCCUUGGGUCUUUCGUGAUCAGUCACUGUGUAGGGGACAACUCCCUGGCAUACCAGAUUAAUUGCUUGAAAGGCACAGUGAAGCUGACGAAAGCUUCAUCCUGCUGGCGAAUCGAGGUGACGGGAGGAAAGGUCUCGGGCUCCACCAACUUCGCAGUUCAGGGAAUUGGCCACCAAAACUGCCACGAUGCCUUUGCAGAAGAGCUGUACGAAAAACUACAGUGUAAAGAGCAGAAAAGGGAGGAACUCAUCGCUGGGAAGGAACCCGCCUUAGUCGAUAUUUCAAUCAGCGGGGCGCUGGAGGAUUCAGCCGUUAUUGAAGGUAUCCUGGCAUCUAUACAGAAUGAAGGGGCUCCAGCUCGAUUUGGAUGUCCCGUGUCUGAAGCUACUGACAAUGGCAGCAAUAUAGACAAAAAGAGAGCUUCUUUACGCAGUUUGCCUUCUCAGAAACCGAAGGCAGUGGUUUAA